Armigeres subalbatus is the source of this 1062-nucleotide messenger RNA. Its product is annotated as zinc finger protein 99-like. Gene Ontology annotation, biological process: regulation of transcription by RNA polymerase II. Gene Ontology annotation, molecular function: DNA-binding transcription factor activity, RNA polymerase II-specific. Bases 1 to 987 code for a protein of 328 amino acids. The record is from RefSeq and is a predicted model, not a curated record. The transcript has 3 exons. Lineage: Eukaryota; Metazoa; Arthropoda; Insecta; Diptera; Culicidae. Gene Ontology annotation, cellular component: nucleus.
AUGGUCGUUGAAUGCGAACCGGACGUGGAUAAAAUGCUGAAGGUGGAGGAAGUGGGUGUUGUUUCGGAACGCAGAGAGAAGACUAAAAGAGGAAAAGAGGAAGACGACACAACAGAAGACUUGGGCUGUGAAGACGCGGAAUCGAACGAAGACAGCGAAGAUAUAUCUCAAGAAGAGCAGAAGACUGAGCAGACGGAGGAAGAUAAUAAACCAAGGAAGUUUUUGAAACCGGGCGUGUUCGAUGAAAUUCCUGUGGUUGGUGGUAGGUGCUGUGGCUGCAAAAAUAAGUUUGAUACUAUAAGAGCACCUCCACGGGAGUGCACUGAUAAGCAUCUGUACGGUCAUCAGUCCCGAAUGCUCAAAGCAACCAAGAACCAUAUGUGCGUCGAGUGUGGUUUAAGGUUCAAGCAUCCUGGUCUGCUGCGGGAUCACGAAAUUACACACACGGGAGAGAGGGCGUUCAAGUGUUCAGAGUGUCCCGCAACAUACAACAGUAAGGAGAGCUAUCGUAAACACAUCAAGCUCCAUAGCGAUCCGGCGAACAAGUACAAAUGUGACAUAUGUGGUUGCAGUUAUCGGCAUGCAAAAGGACUCAAAGAACACAUAACUGCCGAGCACACCGGAGAGCGUCCCCACAAGUGCUCACAUUGUCCGGCGAGGCACGCGCGCACAUCCGGUCUCAGUUCGCACUUGCUCAGCCACAGCGUACAGAAGCUUCAUCGGUGUCCAAAAGGAAAGGAAUUCAAGCGGUUCUCGGAGUGCAAACAGCAUGUCAACUUUUUCCACCACAAGCUGAAGCCAUUUCCGUGCUUCUUUUGUCCAAGGCAGUACCCGCGAAAAGACUAUCGCAAACGGCACAUGGUUAGUGCGCACGCGGAGGAGCUUCGUAAUAAUCCGCUUCCGCCGGUGGAGCUGUUCGGUAACCCCCGAUGGAACGAACUCAAGGCGAACGCGGUUCCUCCGGUGCAAACGUUAAGUUCAAUAUAAAGUAGCGGAUGCAGUCAGUCAGUGACACUAAGCACAAUGUUCGUACUUGAAAUCGUAUUCCGGAAGGAUGUGAUU